CGCACAACUUGAACGCAGUGUUUGCACUUGGAAGCUGCAGUUGCCCUCACCGGCAUUCCAAAACGAUCCCUAUAUGAUCAAAACCAUCUCGAUCUAGUCGCCACCGCGAGCCACUUCACACUCUGCCACUUCAAUUUCUCCGGCAACCGUACGCGGCGGCGAUGGAGCCGGACGUGAGCGUCGAAACCAGUUGCAUGAUCCGAAUCGCGGUCCUCCCGAUCGGACCAAUCCCUCCCUCCCACUUCCGAGACUACGCCUCGAUGCUUGCUCGCCACCACAAGAUCGAGCUCUCCACGAUCAGUUCCUUCUACACCGAGCACCAGAAGAGCCCCUUCUCGAACCAACCCUGGGACUCCGGCAGCAUUCGGUUCAAGUUCAUGGUCGGUGGAUCGGCGGCGAGUCCCUGGGAGGACUUCCAGUCCAAUCGGAAGAUCUUAGCUGUUAUCGGUAUUUGUCAUUGUCCUUCAUCUCCCGAUCUCGAAUCUGUCAUCGAACAGUUCUCUAAUGCGUGUAAGAGCUACUCUUCUUCGCUCGUCCAGCGAUGUUUCGCUUUCUGCCCCGGUGAUUCUCAGCUAGAGGAUAACAGCAGAAAAGAGGGUAAUUUAGUUCUGUUUCCUCCUGCUGAUCGGCAAACCCAGGAAUUCCACUUGCACACGAUGAUGCAAGAUGUUGCUGCCUCAUUGCUGAUGGAAUUUGAAAAGUGGGUUCUUCGACCAGAUUCUGGUGGCACUAUUCUGAAGACACCUUUAGACUCUCAAGCCAAUCUCAGCUCCGAGGAGGUGAUUAAGGCAAAAAAGCGUAGACUUGGUCGUGCCCAGAAAACUAUAGGGGAUUACUGUUUAUUGGCAGGAUCACCUGUUGAUGCCAAUGCCCAUUAUUCUACUGCAUUAGAGCUUGCCAGGUUGACUGGGGAUUAUUUUUGGUAUGCUGGGGCAUUGGAGGGCAGCGUUUGUGCAUUACUGGUUGACCGAAUGGGCCAGAAGGAUCCAGUUCUAGAGGAUGAGGUUAAGUACCGGUACAAUAGUGUCAUCUUGCAUUACAGGAAAUCAUUUAUACAGGAUAAUGCACAGAGAGUAUCUCCCCUAAGCUUUGAACUCGAGGCUACUUUGAAAUUGGCAAGAUUUCUCUGCAGACGUGAGCUGGCCAAGGAUGUAGUGGAGUUGUUGACAGCUGCUGCUGAUGGAGCGAAAUCUUUGAUUGAUGCCAGUGACCAACUAAUAUUGUAUGUUGAAGUAGCUCGUCUUUUUGGAACUCUAGGCUAUCACCGGAAAGCUGCCUUUUUUUCAAGGCAGGUAGCUCAGCUGUAUUUGCAACAAGAAAAUAGACUGGCCGCUAUCAGUGCCUUGCAAGUGUUGGCAAUGACCACAAAAGCAUAUCGUGUUCAAAGUAGAGCAUCUAUUGCUAGGAGUUCUCUUCCCAAUGAAAUUAUAUCCACUCAUGUUGAUGGUGGGAAAACGCAUCAUCACUCCAUCGUCUCACAUUUUGAGUCCCAAUGGAGCACCCUGCAGAUGGUUGUUCUAAGAGAGAUACUGGUGUCUGCUGUCCGUUCUGGAGAUCCUCUUGCUGCAUGGAGUGCAGCAGCACGCCUGCUUCGAUCUUAUUAUCCUCUAAUUACUCCUCCUGGGCAAAAUAAUCUUGCGAGUGAACUUGCAAAUUCUGCUGAUAGACUCCCUUCAGGAACUCGCUGCGCUGAUCCUGCCUUACCUUUUAUAAGGUUGCAUUCCUUUCCACUCUAUCCCUCACAAAUGGACAUCAUAAAACGCAAUCCAGCUAGAGAAGAUUGGUGGGCAGGAUCUGCUCCUUCAGGGCCUUUUAUUUAUACACCAUUCAGCAAAGGAGAGCCAAAUCAUAGCAGUAAGCAUGAGCUGAUUUGGGUUGUUGGAGAACCAGUCCAGGUGUUAGUGGAAUUGGCAAAUCCUUGUGGGUUUGACUUAAUGGUUGAUAGCAUCUAUCUGUCAGUGCAUUCCGGAAACUUCGAUUCUUUUCCAAUUAGUGUAAAUCUCCCAACUAAUUCUUCAAAAGUGAUCACGUUGUCUGGAAUUCCAACUAAAAUGGGGCCAGUGACAAUUCCUGGAUGCAUAGUUCAUUGUUUUGGUGUAAUUACUGAACACCUUUUUAAGGAUGUUGAUAACUUGCUCCUUGGAGCAGCACAAGGUCUUGUUCUUUCUGACCCUUUCCGCUGUUGUGGGUCUGCAAAGUUGAAAAAUGUAUCAGUUCCAAAUAUUUCUGUGGUACCCUCACUGCCAUUGCUAGUGUCACACGUUGUAGGUGGUGAUGGAGCUGUCAUUUUAUAUGAAGGUGAGAUUCGUGAUGUGUGGAUUAGUCUGGCUAAUGCUGGUACUGUUCCAGUUGAACAGGCACAUAUAUCACUAUCAGGAAAAAACCAAGAGUCUGUUUUAUCAGUCCCCUAUGAAACUUUAAAAAGUGCCCUUCCUCUGAAACCUGGUGCGGAAGUGACAAUACCAGUAACCUUAAAAGCGUGGCAGCUUGGUUUGGUUGACACUGAUAGUGCUAGCAAAAAUUUAUCUGGAAGCACAGGGAGGCCAGCUAAGGAUGGAAGCAGCCCAAUGUUGUUGAUCCACUAUGCAGGGCCAUUGGCGAAUUCAGGAGAACCACCCACAGAUGGGUCUGUUGUUCCCCCUGGUAGACGCCUGGUUGUUCCUUUGAACAUUUGUGUUUUGCAGGGCUUGUCCUUUGUGAAGGCCCGUUUGCUGUCGAUGGAAAUUCCUGCACACAUCGGUGAAAAUCCUCCUAAGUUGGUUAAUGUGGAGAAUGGUUCUUCUGAAGUUACGGUUUUUGAUUCUUCUGAAAGUAAGACUGAUAGAUUAGUGAAGAUUGAUCCUUACAGGGGAAGUUGGGGGCUACGUUUUCUUGAACUCGAGUUGUCUAAUCCAACUGAUGUUGUGUUUGAGAUUAAUGUUUCUGUCAAGCUAGAGAAAUCUAGAAAUGAGGAUAAUUCUAGUGUUGACUGUGAUGCAGCUGAGUUUGGUUACCCUAAAACAAGAAUCGAUAGGGAUAACACUGCAAGGGUACUAAUACCUCUAGAGCAUUUUAAAUUACCUGUUCUGGACAGUUCGUUCUUUGUGAAACAUACCCAGAGUGGGACCCCCGGUAGAAGUUCAAGUUUCUCGGAAAAGAAUGCUAAGGCUGAACUGAAUGCUUCGAUCAAGAACUUGAUUUCCAAAAUUAAGGUGAGGUGGCAAUCUGGACGGAACAGCUCUGGAGAAUUAAACAUUAAGGACGCCAUACAGGCUGCCCUUCAGACGUCCGUCAUGGAUGUCCUGCUACCGGAUCCAUUGACGUUUGGCUUUAAGCUUGCUGAAAAUAGUACAGGACGUGCCAAACUCAGUUCAUCCAAAGAAUCUAUUAAUCAAGUUCAAUCCCCUUCGUCUAAAGGUUCUGUACUUGCGCAUGACAUGACUUCCAUGGAAGUUCUGGUCCGAAAUAACACUAAGGAAAUGAUAAGGAUGAGUCUUAGCAUUACGUGCCGAGAUGUAGCCGGGGAGAACUGCAUUGAGGGCAAGAAGGCAACUGUUCUUUGGUCAGGUGUUUUGAGCGGUGUAACUGUGGAGGUUCCUCCCCUAGAGGAAAUCAAACAUUCGUUCUCUUUGUAUUUCCUGGUUCCUGGCGAGUACACUCUGUUAGCUGCUGCUGUGAUUGAUGAUGCCAAUGACAUUCUGAGGGCUCGUGCCCGAUCUAGUUCACCUGAUGAGCCAAUCUUCUGUCGGGGGCCCCCAUUUCAUGUCCGAGUAAAUGGAACUGCAUAAACUGUAUCAUUUCUUGCACCUAUUAAACACGUGUCGGCUCAUAUUUUUCCUGAGGAAACUUCUGAUACUGUCAUUUGUGCCUUUUCAUAAUUUAGCUCGUCAAGAUUUUAGUUGGGUGGUGUAUAUUAGGAUGUUCUAGAGUGCCUGUAAAUCCAUAGUGGACAUUAAUUAUUGUGAUUUCCUUUCAAUGAGUGUUGUGAAUUUGAGGCUCAUAAGAAA
This is a messenger RNA of Camellia sinensis, 3986 nucleotides long. It is a transcript of the gene TRS120, whose product is annotated as transport protein TRS120. Gene Ontology annotation, cellular component: trans-Golgi network. The record is from RefSeq and is a predicted model, not a curated record. Lineage: Eukaryota; Viridiplantae; Streptophyta; Magnoliopsida; Ericales; Theaceae.